This is a messenger RNA of Hevea brasiliensis (rubber tree), 2011 nucleotides long. Its product is annotated as glucan endo-1,3-beta-glucosidase 8. Gene Ontology annotation, molecular function: hydrolase activity, hydrolyzing O-glycosyl compounds. The record is from RefSeq and is a predicted model, not a curated record. Gene Ontology annotation, biological process: carbohydrate metabolic process. NCBI's taxonomy places the organism in Eukaryota, Viridiplantae, Streptophyta, Magnoliopsida, Malpighiales, Euphorbiaceae. The transcript has 2 exons. Bases 448 to 1899 code for a protein of 483 amino acids. Gene Ontology annotation, cellular component: plasma membrane.
GAAAUUAAUAACCAACAAAUUAACUGUAAUAUUCAUUCGGGUGUGUCAUAUUAAAUUCAAAGCAUUUUCUUUCCACCAUUACAUCGAAAAAUGAAGAAAGAAAAUAGGGAUGGCAACUGUUGAGAGCCCCCUCCUCUCUCUUUGUAUAUUAAGCAUAUUCAUCUUGUCACAUAUUCUUUGAAAAAUUCCAACUUAGUUGGGUGGGAGUUUCUCUCAGCUCUAGAUAGCAUUACAACCCAAAUAUAGCUUACAAAACAAACCUGUCAACUUAAUUACCAUCUAAUUAUUAAUUAGACCUGUUUUCUCAUCCCAAACCUCUUCUUCCAUCGGCAUUCUCGUUUGUCCAGUCAUUUCUCAGCUUAUUGUCUCUCUCUCUUUCUCUUUCUGUCUCUCCUGAGAAACUUUGGUAGCAUUUCUUGAAAGUUAAUUUUCUUGGAUUCCAAUCGAAUGACCAUGAACAGAGCCUGCAAUUUCAUGUUAUGGAGUUUGUGUAUGUUGAAUAUUAUACAAGUGGCUGUUUCAGGCGUUGGCGUCAACUGGGGGAGCAUGGCUUCCCAUCCUUUGCCACCUGACAUUGCGGUUAAAAUGUUAAAAGACAAUGGCAUAACAAAGGUUAAGCUUUUCGACGCUGAUUCUUGGACCUUAAAUUCCUUGGCUGGUUCUAACAUUGAGGUCAUGGUUGGCAUCCCUAAUAACAUGUUAGAUUAUAUUUCUGACAGUUAUGAUAAUGCUAAAGAUUGGGUUAAAGAAAAUAUCACCAGUCAUCUUAAAGAUUUUGGAGACAAAAGGGGUGUAGAUAUCAGAUAUGUGUCGGUAGGAAAUGAACCAUUCUUGGAAGCAUAUGAAGGCAAAUAUGAUGAAAGUACAUUCCCAGCUUUACAAAACAUCCAAAAGGCUCUGGACGAAGUAGGAGUUGGAGACAAGAUUAAAGCCUCAAUAGCCCUAAAUGCCGAUGUUUAUGACGGAAACAAACCCUCAGAUGGUAACUUUCGCAGUAACGUGAGAAAUGUAAUGCUCAAAAUCGUCAAGCAUCUCCAACAGCACAAGGCUCCCUUCAUUGUUAACAUUUACCCCUUCCUUAGUGUCUACCAGACCGCUGGCUUCCCUGUAGAAUACGCUUUCUUUGAAGGCAGUGGCAGAAAAGUAUAUGACAAAAACGUUACAUACUCCAACGUUUUCGACGCAAAUUAUGAUACCCUUGUUUGGGCUCUAACAAAAGCUGGUGUUCCUGAUUUAAAGAUCAUUGUUGGGGAAGUUGGUUGGCCUACAGAUGGUGCCCAGUAUGCUACUACCAUGUAUGCACAGAAAUUCUACGAUGGUCUUCUCAAAAAAUUGGCAGAAAAGAAAGGAACCCCACUUCGACCAGGCAUAUUAAAUGUUUAUCUCUUCAGCCUGCUGGACGAGGACGUGAAGAGCAUCUUGCCAGGCUUCUUUGAGAGGCACUGGGGUCUGUUUCGAUACGAUGGGCAGGCCAAAUUUCCUAUGGAUUUAUCUGGACAAGGCAAUGAUAAGAUGCUAAUAGCUGCAAAGGGUGUUCAGUACAUGCAGAAACAAUGGUGUGUACUUAAUGAUGAGGUUAGGGACGAGAGCUUGAUACCUAGUGCACUAAGCUAUGCUUGCUACCAUUCAGAUUGUACAAGCUUAACCCAUGGAUCUUCCUGCGGGAAUUUGGACCUUAGAGGCAAUGCUUCUUACGCUUUUAAUAUGUAUUUCCAAAUGAAUAGUCAAGACGUUGAGGCCUGCGAUUUCAAUGGGUUGGGAACCAUUGUCACUCGUAAUGCCUCCCGUGGAACUUGCCUUUUCCCUGUGCAGAUUGUGAGUCAAGGAGAGAGAGUUAAUUUGGCUUAUGGGGUGACCAUUUUUGUAGGAUUUGUAUUGUCAUUUUUCAUGUUUAUGUAAUGAUUAUGUUAAGUACCUGACAUGACCUUAUUAUAUACAGUAAAAGCGAAAUUAUUUAAAAACAGAAAUUAGAAUAUCAAUUAAUUCCAAAUAUCACCAAUAACAUUUCUCU